Peromyscus leucopus (white-footed mouse) is the source of this 3513-nucleotide messenger RNA. RefSeq names its product CKLF like MARVEL transmembrane domain containing 3 (gene Cmtm3). The record is from RefSeq and is a predicted model, not a curated record. NCBI's taxonomy places the organism in Eukaryota, Metazoa, Chordata, Mammalia, Rodentia, Cricetidae. The transcript has 6 exons. Gene Ontology annotation, cellular component: membrane. Bases 263 to 820 code for a protein of 185 amino acids.
UUGAAGCUUACACAGAGAGCAGAGGCGCCAAGCAGGGACAGGUAGUCGCGCUCCAGAGCGCUCAAGGGAGGUAAUGAGUGGGUCUGUGUCCGCCGGAUGGGGUGAGGAGACAAACAAUACUAGAAGACUCCAGGCCAGCAGGCAGCACAAAGCAGACCCGGCUGUUGGGGUCGGAGAGAACUGGCAGGACCUGGCGGGUUUCCGCUUCCCUCCAGGACAUUGGGUGAGGCAGUGAGGCCCGAGCUCGACAAAGAGCGCCGCUAUGUGGCCCCCCGACGCAGAUCCGGAGCCCGAUCCGGAGUCCGCGAACCGCCCCCGAAGUGGCAGGACAGUGCCCGGGCUCCGCGCCCUGCUGCCCGCGCGCGCCUUCCUCUGCUCGCUCAAAGGCCGCCUCCUGCUGGCCGAGUCGGGUCUUUCAUUCAUUACCUUCGUCUGCUAUGUGGCGGCCUCGGCAUCUGCCUUCCUUACGGUACCUCUGCUGGAGUUUCUGUUGGCUGUUUACUUCCUCUUUGCUGAUGCCAUGCAGCUGAAUGACAAAUGGCAGGGCCUGUGCUGGCCCAUGAUGGACUUCCUGCGCUGUGUCACUGCUGCCCUCAUCUACUUCGUCAUCUCCAUCACUGCUGUCGCCAAAUACUCAGACGGGGCUUACAAAGCAGCUGGAGUUUUUGGCUUUUUUGCCACCAUUGUGUUUGCAAUUGACUUCUACCUGAUCUUUAAUGAAGUGGCCAAAUUCCUCAAGCAAGGAGACUCUGUGAACGAGACCACAGCCCACAGGACAGAAGGAGAAGAUGAUUCCAACUCGGACUCGGACUCUGACUGAAGGCCUGUCUGCGCCUGGCAACUGGAGCACUUAGGCCUCCCACCCAUACCGUCCUGAUGCGGCUACAGGAGCAUGGCAGUGGAUGCCCAUGGGAGAGCAGACCAAGGAGCCAGUCUCUCGAGAUGACGCUCCUGAGCCUCACACUCCAAACUGGCUGUGCUGGCUUUGCCUGCUGAGCUAGCACAUGAGGGCACUUUGAAUAGCCUACGUUCUCCUGUUUCAGUCCUAAAGACCUUGAGCCUUUUCACCUCAGUGCCCCACAGAAGCAGAUGCGUCACAUGGAGCCAGUCACUGCAGUUCAUGUGGCAGCACAGGGUGGGGCAGGGCUGUCCUUCACUUACAGGGACAGACAGAAACCACAGCAGGGUGACCCACCCAGCCCCAGUGGGCUCUGCAUGGAGUGCUCCUGUUCACACCUGCACUUUGUUGAGAUGACUUUCAGGAAUCUUUGUUCAAGGAGUCCCCUCCUCACUGUGAAGCAGGGAGAAGUCUUACAUUGUGGGUCUGAGACCUUUCCAGAAAAGAGCCCAAAGACCAGCUUUCCAGGGCUAGCGGACAGGGAGCCAACUGCAGAGGCAGUGACAAAGUCACAGUGGCUGGGCGGGCCCAGUCAAGCCCUCUCCUCCUGGGGUUGCUAAGACAAUGUGCUGCCUUUGGACACCUGGGCAGGUCCACUGGUGACAUGGGCCUUCUCUGUGUUCACCUGGGGGCUGAUCCUGUGUAUGUCUUUGAUGUUUUCUAACUUUUUUGUAAUUUUUUUUUUUUAUUCAAAAGUGAAGUAACAAAUGGCAUUUUCUAUGACCCAAGAGGCCCCAUGAAUGAGCCCGAGUUCUGGGCCCAUGUCUUGGGCAUUUGUAACCUUCCUACCUUGCAUGUGAAUCCCCUCCCUAAAAGAAUGCCACAAUGGAUUAAAACAAACUGACUACCUGUUCAGAGUGUGCCUGACUGAGAAAUCCACGAGCUGCCCACAGUAACUGCCCAUUUCAACACAAGCAGGCACUGUGAGUCCUGAUGGCUGACGUCAGUGGCCAGGCAGUACUUAUCUCUGCUGGACAUCAGGUUAGCAUCUUUUACCCAGUCCUACAGUCAAGGCAGUAAAGGGUAAGCAGACACCCUGGUUAGGAUGGUGUCCUGACAGUCAAAACCUGGGGCUUCAUGAGCAGCUGCUACGAGGACCCUGGUCAGUGCUCAGGCCCAAGCACAUGGAAAGCAGCACAGCAUUCUGCUCAUUGUCACUGAACACACACUGAAACGCAUGGGUAGUCAGAGGCAGAGAGGCUGUGCAAUGCCCUGAAGCCUGGCAAACUGGUACUUGUUGUACAGUCUGGUUACAGCCUGUUGACUGUGGCACCAUGUCACCUCCACAGAGCAAGCUUGUUGCAGAAGUGGGGUCUAAAGCCUUUGGGGAGAAAGAAGAGACUAAAACAUUUUUAUAUGUCCAUUUAUUAAACAAGAACUCCUUCAUGACAAUACAGUAUUCAUUAGUGAUUAGUGUUGAGAAAAUUAUUUCCCUCUACAUACAAAAAUACAGAUUUGAACACUAUGAAAACAAUCACGACAAGUACCAUGAAAAGUUGGUCCUUCAAAGGAGAAAGUGGGGAGGCUGAGGGCAGUGUGAGGCUUUGUCUGCCAUCUGGGGCAAAUCAAUGGGAGCAAAUGCCACAGGGCCCCCACACCCCUCAUUUCAAGCACAGGAGUCAGACCUAGAGUGAGGGAGGCCUACCCAUGGUAGCCAUGUCAGAUGAGCCAGGAGGCAAAACUCACUACUGCAAACCACCCAAAUCAGUCUACUCAACAGCCUUCACCUUGGAAUGCCCACAUCCAUGUCUAUAAACCGCCAAAAAAAAAAAAACUUGAGCUGGGCAUGGCAGCACACUCCUGUGUCCCAGCAUUGAGGAGAAAGGGGCAGGGCGAUUGCUACAAGUUCAAGGCCAGCCAAGACUACCAGACUACAGAAACAAAACGUGGUAACUAUUAACAUUGUGCCAUUAGUUAAAUGAAGUGUCAGUGGCCCAUCCUGGCAGAAAGCUGUCAUUCGGCCACCUGAUGACUUUUUUUUUUUCACAGAAUUACAUGUUUUGACUUUUGACAAGAGGACAAAGACAAAGAGCUACAAGUUAAUAUCUCAGAGAAUCCGUACCAGACAACUCCAAAGUGCAGGGCCAGGAAAGCAGAAUGAGUGGCUGGGUCACCGUGCCCUGGCUUUAUCCAGCCCCGCCACAGCAGGGAAGCUACUGCAUUCCAGCUACCCAUAACGAAGGCUACCCACCAGGGCCAUCUACAACCCUACCUGGAAUCCAAAUGGGGUGAGUCCCAGAGCAAGUCUGAGGUGCUGCUGGGAAGCAGUGGCACUUUGCCUAUCCUAGGAGACAGCCAGAGAACAGUCGGAGACUGGCUAGGGUAGGAGGGCAAGGAGCCAAAUGCAAGCUCUUCCUGUCAGACCCAGUGAACAGGAAGGCAGGGGCACAGACAGAACUUGAAGAAAUGAGACCACUUCCUUCUUCCUGUUGGCGAGCAGCAGCUCCCCCAGUCCUAACCAACAGUUGAGUGAUGUCAAAUAGAAUUACAGGGACAUAACUUUUUCUAGAAAUGUCCUCUGCCUCUCAGACCUAACCAGCAGAACACAGUGCGAUGGGUGGGAGUUUGACUUUGAAAAAUACAUAGGAAGUUUAAGAGGAAAAUAGCCCAAAUUU